CUUCAAUAAUUAUCAUGUAGAUAUAGCAAGAUAAAAAGAUUAUAUGUCAUUGUCAACAGAAAUGGGUGAUAAAGAUGUAAAAUUACCUUACAAGCUGCCAACAUUCCACGACUGGCAACCUCAUGCUUCAUUUUAUCAUCCAUUGUACGCUGGGAGCAUUGAUGGCACAGAUGUUUAUCCACAUGACAAAGCUGUUAUUAGGGCUAUGCUUUCAACAUAUCGACCAAACAAAAAUGUGACUGGGGAUCAAAGCAAGACCCUAUUUGUUGCUCGUCUGAGCAAGGAUACUGGGGAAGAUGAAGUUCAAAAGAUAUUUGAAAAGUAUGGACACCUUGAAAAAUGUCGGCUCAUCCGUGAUUUUGUAACUGGUUUUUCUAAAGGAUAUGCUUUUGUUGAAUACAAGAAGAAAAAAGAUGCUUUAUAUGCUGCAAGGGAAACACACCAAAUGAAUAUAAAUGGACGACAGAUCUUAGUUGAUUUUGAAUGUGAAAGAAAUUUAGAAGGAUGGAAACCUCGUCGUUUUGGUGGUGGCUUUGGUGGUAAAAAAGAGUCUGGUCAGCUAAGAUUUGGUGGAAUUGACAGACCAUUUAGACGACCACUACCUCAAAAUGUAAUUCAUUUUGAUCGAAGCCAACCAUUUAAGACAUCCAAUAAUGCUGAUGCUGAGGAUCACAGGAAACGGGACAGAGAAGAGGGGUAUGAUAGGAGUAGAAGUGGACAUGAAAAGGAAAGAUGGGAUAGAAGUGAGAGGGAUAUCAAAGGUAGUGAUCAAAGGAGCUCCAAAAAGGGUAGGGAUGAUCAUAGAGAAAGAAGGGAAUAUAGGGAUCAUAGGGAUCAUAGGGAUCAUGUUGAGAAAAGAAGGCAAAGGGAGGAAGUCAAGUCAGAUGGAAGACAAGUACAUUGUGAAAGAGAUCAAUGUAAAGAUCGAUAUAAAUUUCAUAAUAGAUACAGGGACAGAAGUCCCAGAAAGGACAAAAGGGACAAAAAAACUCAUCGACAUUCGGAAAAAUAGGACAAUUCUAGGCAAUAAUAUGCUGUAAAAUCUUUAUAGAAGCGAUGUAAAUUGUAAGUUAUUUUGAUUAUUGCUGAAUUAAUUUGUAUAUGCAUUCGAGCCUAUUAGAAUAAUUGAAAUAAUUGACACGCA
This is a messenger RNA of Xenia sp. Carnegie-2017, 1144 nucleotides long. Its product is annotated as U11/U12 small nuclear ribonucleoprotein 35 kDa protein-like. The transcript is spliced from 7 exons. Gene Ontology annotation, cellular component: U12-type spliceosomal complex; precatalytic spliceosome. Bases 44 to 1012 code for a protein of 322 amino acids. NCBI's taxonomy places the organism in Eukaryota, Metazoa, Cnidaria, Anthozoa, Malacalcyonacea, Xeniidae. Gene Ontology annotation, biological process: mRNA splicing, via spliceosome. Gene Ontology annotation, molecular function: mRNA binding; snRNA binding. The record is from RefSeq and is a predicted model, not a curated record.